AUGGCGACCGAUAUGACGAAUCCCGUUUUGGGCGCCCUGUCCGCGUCCGAUGCGCCCAUUCUGUCCAACGAAGCCUUCCCCUCCACCCCCUCCUCGACUAUCAAAAGUGCGCUUGACCGCCUAGCCUCCCGCCAGAUGGUCGAAUAUGACACCGUGGAACGCGAAGUCGCUGCCCUGACGAAGGAGGGCGAGGAAAUCGCCAACAACGGCAGUCACGAGGCUAAGGUCUUCGAGGCGGUUGUGGCUGCUCUGGACGGGUUGAAGAUCGGCGAUCUGCCCGGGAUUGUUGGAAAGGACAACGCCAAGGUUGGCCAGGGUAAUGCCUUCAAGCGAGGCUGGAUCAAGAAGGACGGCACCCUCCUCCGGGCCAACACCGAAACCAUUGUCGACGAGACUCGUGAGCAAUUGUUGACCGUCCAGCGCACUCAGACCCUGGCGGACCAGAAGGCGCUCUCGGACCUGAAGCGACGGAAAUUGGUCUCCUUCCAGAAGGUGAUCACCUUCAAAAUCACCAAGGGUGCCAAGUAUGCCCUGGAAUUCGUCAAGGAGGAGACCGAUCUCACGGUCGAGAUGCUCACGAACGGCUCGUGGAAGACGGCCAAACUAAAGCCCUACAACUUCAAGGCCAAGGGAGCUCCCACCCCGUCCGGUGCCUUCCACCCCCUCAACAAGGUGCGGCAGGAAUUCCGGAAUAUCUUCUUCGAGAUGGGAUUCGAGGAGAUGCCCACCAACCGCUACGUGGAGACCGGCUUCUGGAACUUCGACGCCCUCUUCGUGCCCCAGCAACACCCCGCCCGUGACCUGCAAGACACUUUCUACAUCUCCGACCCUGCGAAGGCCGACCCUCCCCGCGAGGACCCCGAGAACGACCCCCACCGUCCGAAAUACGUCCAGCCCGCCUCUUCCUCCGCCGCGCAGAAGCCCCUCGACUACAAGCAGUACUGGGCGGACGUGCGCGAGGUGCACGAGAACGGCAAGUACGGAUCAGUCGGAUACCGCUACCCGUGGAACGCGGACGAAUCGUUACGGCUGGUGCUGCGCACACACACGACGUCGGUAUCGACAUACAUGCUGCACAAGCUGGCGGCCAACCCGCGGCCCGCGCGGUACUUCAGUAUCGACCGGGUGUUCCGUAACGAGGCGGUCGACGCCACCCACCUGGCGGAGUUCCACCAGAUCGAGGGUGUCAUUGCCGACUUCGGACUCACGCUGGGUGGCUUGAUCGGCUUCAUGGAGGUCUUCUUCGCCAAGAUGGGCAUCCACCAGCUGCGCUUCAAGCCCGCCUACAACCCCUACACCGAGCCCAGUAUGGAGAUCUUCGGCUACCACGAGGGUCUGGGCAAGUGGGUGGAGAUCGGAAACAGUGGUAUGUUCCGACCGGAGAUGCUGGAGCCCAUGGGUCUUCCCAAGAACAUGCAAGUGUACGGAUUCGGACUGAGUCUGGAGAGACCUACCAUGAUCAAGUACGCCGUGAGCAACAUCCGAGAACUUCUCGGCCACAAGGUCGACCUCAAUUUCAUCGAGAGCAACCCUGCUGUUAGACUGGAGAAGGACUAG
Messenger RNA from Aspergillus affinis, 1557 nucleotides. Its product is annotated as phenylalanine--tRNA ligase subunit alpha. NCBI's taxonomy places the organism in Eukaryota, Fungi, Ascomycota, Eurotiomycetes, Eurotiales, Aspergillaceae. The coding region runs from base 1 to 1557 and encodes 518 amino acids. The record is from RefSeq and is a predicted model, not a curated record. Gene Ontology annotation, biological process: phenylalanyl-tRNA aminoacylation. Gene Ontology annotation, molecular function: tRNA binding; phenylalanine-tRNA ligase activity; ATP binding. Gene Ontology annotation, cellular component: cytoplasm; cytosol; phenylalanine-tRNA ligase complex. The transcript is spliced from 2 exons.